AUGGGCGAUCAAGGUGUAAACACUCGCACAAACCUACCUAACGCACCAGCAGCGACUACCGGGGUUAAUGUCCCAGCAAACCUCACCGCAGUAGCCACAGCUCCUGCAGACGCAGCAGUGCUGGCUCCCUUAGCCGGAGGUAUUGAUCAAAGCAUGCUCUUGCAAGCUUUGAAAAUACUCGAACAACAGAGAAAGCCCAUAUACAAGCUGCAUGGGACCUCUCCUUUUACUACGAAAGUGCGACAAGCUCAACUUCCCAAGGGAUUCCGAUUAUCCGAAUCCCUAAAGUACAAAGUGGAUCAGGUACCUCAGCUUGCAAAAUGUCGCAUUCUUGCAGCAACGCUGGAGGAAAAUGCCCACGAUUGGUUCAGCCAAUUGCCUGAAGCCUCUAUCUCGACAUGGGAGACCUUUUUCGAUCUGUUCCUCACGCAUUUCCAAGCCACGAUGACCUAUAGGCCGCCCUAUACCACUCUGGCUAACAUCAAGCAAGAACCCGUUGAGUCUUUGCAGUACUAUUUUAAACGUUUUAAUGCCGAAGUAACAAAGGUUGAGAAGGCUCCCGAGUCUUCGCUAGUUUGUAUGCUAAUAACAGGUGUCCUGCCAAGAACAAAUUUUUGGAAGGAGCUACAGGUCCGAAGACCAGAAUCGCUAGUCGAGUUCUUUGCCAUGGCAGAAUCGCAUACGAGGAUUGAGAAUUCUCUGGCAGAAUUGGAGAAAGGCAAAGACAAGCGUAAGUCACCAGUGCCGCGGAUGAGAUUGAAAGAACUGAUCAGGAGGGGAAAAUUCAACAAAUAUAAAAGGAACGAGGAAAGUCAUCCCCGGGGGGAUGACAAAGAGGAAAAUCAAAACGCGAGUGGUUCGAGAACACCUCGCAAUAUAUUGACCAUGAUAGGCGGGCCCCAUAUCGCAGGUGACUCCAGAAAGUCGCAGGAGCGAUAUGCAAAGGAAGCCAAGGAGAAGCCGCUCACCAACAUGAACAAUCUCAGUGAGCGACCAGAGAAGUUAUUCAAAAGAGAAUGCGACGACAUCACGUUCAUGGAAAGUGAUGCGAGAUGGGUCCAUCACCCGCAUUCUGACGAAAUGGUCAUUGUCGCCAAUAUUGGCGGAUACAACGUCCACCGUAUACUUGUGGAGAACGGAAGUUCAGUGAAUCUCUUGAACUUCCAAGCCUUUAAACAAAUGGGGUUGCAUGAGAAUGAUCUGCGACCUGUUACGUCGAGUAUAUACGGUUUUACGGCGACGUCAUUGCACUGA
This is a messenger RNA of Cannabis sativa, 1254 nucleotides long. RefSeq lists its product as uncharacterized. Lineage: Eukaryota; Viridiplantae; Streptophyta; Magnoliopsida; Rosales; Cannabaceae. The record is from RefSeq and is a predicted model, not a curated record. Bases 1 to 1254 code for a protein of 417 amino acids. The transcript is spliced from 3 exons.